This is a messenger RNA of Patiria miniata (bat star), 1084 nucleotides long. RefSeq lists its product as uncharacterized. The record is from RefSeq and is a predicted model, not a curated record. The coding region runs from base 705 to 1073 and encodes 122 amino acids. The transcript is spliced from 9 exons. NCBI's taxonomy places the organism in Eukaryota, Metazoa, Echinodermata, Asteroidea, Valvatida, Asterinidae.
UCUAGUGCAGGUGUCUUACCACUCGACCACCGAGCUAACGGGAUCUGUUGGCCGGUUCGAUUUGAACUUUAGCAGCGGGUACCGCAUAACUAUUUAUUGCCAAAUCACCCAGUAUUGCUGUUCCAAUGUGCAAGGAAACAGGUCAUCUGGUACCUUGGGCAACUCGUACCUUGGACAACUCAUACAUUUAAUGUGACAUCAUUAUGCCAACUCGUACCUUGGACAACUCGUACCUUCAAUAAAGACGUCUCGUUCCAUUACGUUGUGUUUUUGGUCCAACGUAAUAACACCAAAAUGGAUGAGAAGCAGGGACCAAUUUCUGAUGAUGUCCCAACUGGGGAGGUAACGUCAACCACAGUUACAGAGGGUGAUGUUGUCAAGAUGCCAACAGAUGUGGCCAUCACUAUGGAUGCUAUUCCCAAUGAAGAUGAGGAGGACAAAUCCAAAGGUCUUGACCCACAAGAUAACCAUUGCGCCAGCACCUCUGACGUACCGAUGACUGGUGCUGCCAUGACGGAUCCUUAUCACUAUCUGACACAACAGCACUUCACCUCAGAGAUCUUCAAGAUUGAGAUCCAAAACCUCCCAAGAUAUUUUGGAUUUGCGGUUAAACAACAUGCUGACUCCACUGUGGAACCAGCCGUAUGAGGACCAGCUAUCCACCAAAUAGACCAACACCAGGGAGUUUCUGAGGAAUUUCCAAGAUGCUGCAACGGAACAUUGGGGAGAUGUCUCCCUGGCUGAAGCAACAAAUGAAGAACCACAGUGGGAUGGCAUGUGAGUUGCAGCCAAUUAAGCCAUCGCCAGUAUUAGAGAGUUAUCGCAACAAGUGUGAGUUUACCAUCGGCAAGAGUGUACAUGUAGAUGGCAUUGAUAACACUGUUGGUUUUUGGCUUGGCGCUAACAAAGGUCUUGACCCACAAGAUAACCAUUCCACCAGCACCUCUGACGUACCAGUGACUGGUGCUGCCAUAACGGAUCCCAAUCACUAUCGGACACUACAGCACUUCACCUCAGAGAUCUUCAAGAUUGAGAUCCAAAAUCUCCCAAGACAAUUUGGAUUUGCGAUAUAAAGUGUUUGAGG